CAAGAUGGCUGUGUUUUCUUGAGCUUUGUUGGCUGAGUUUUGCUUUUUGUUGAGAGUUCUUUUGAGGUCCAACAGAAACGAACCAUCAGAACCUCCGCAGGAAACUCUCUGAAUGGACUUUGUGCCAUCCAUCUGCUUUUAACCAGUUAGCCUACAGAGCUACGGAAAUGAGCUUAGCUCGCUAGCUAUGUGACGUAAACAUGUCGAAAUAAAUCCACAUCAGAGCGCAAAAAGCGUAAAACCAAGACUUUUGGAAACAGACGAAAUGGACCAAACACUGCCGAAAGCAUUUUUAAAAGCUGAAGAGACGCAUCAGAGAACAGACAUUCAGCAACUGUUGGUGGCUAAAAUAGAAGUUGAAUUUGCACAGCAGGAGAGGACUCCAGACAAAGUGGACCCAGAACAUUCACUUAUUAAAGAAGAGCAGGAAGAACUCUGGAUCAGUCAACAAGAGCAGUUUCAACAACAAGAAGACUCUGAUGUCACCAAGUUUACAAUCACUCCUGUCAAGUGUGAAAAUGAAGAGAAACCACAUUUCUCACAGCUUCAUGAAAGCCAGUCUGAGAGCAGAGAGACGGAACAUCCAACCAGGGGCUCAAGAGAACAUUUGAAAACAGAAGCUGAUGAAUACAGUAAUGGAGGACCAGAACCAGUCAGCAGCUCUGAUCACAUUCUUCAUUUUCAACUAGAUACUGAUGACAAGGCUUCAGUGUUUGAUAAAAAUGGGACUGACGACAGUGUCGACAGUGAUUUUUGGAAAGAGACCAGAGAACGACAGUCAGGAUCAAACGAUGGAAGCAGUAUUGAUGAGAAACCAUUCAGCUGCUCAAAGUGUGGCAAAAGAUUUGUCUACAAGCACCAUCUGAGAAGGCACAUGAGAGUGACAAAGGAGAAACCAUUCAGCUGCUCUGACUGUGGGCAAAGGUUUGGCUACAAAAAAAGUCUGAUGGACCAUAUGAAAAUACACACAGGAGGAAAACUGUUCAGCUGCUCUGAGUGUGGUAAAAGAUUUGUUUACAAUAAAAGUUUAAAGUUACAUUUAAGUGUUCACACAGGAGAGAAACCUUUCAGCUGUUCUGAGUGCAAUCAGAGAUUUGUGUCAAAGGACCACCUUAAGAGACACCUUAGAAUUCACACAGGAAAUAAACCAUAUGGUUGCACUGAAUGUAGUCAGAGAUUUUUCUCUAAUGACCACCUGAAGAGACACAUGAGAAUUCAUACAGGAGACAAACCAUUUAGUUGUCCAAUCUGUGGUAAGCGAGUCACUCAAAGGUCCAACUUAAAUAAACAUAUGAGAUGUCAUACAGGAGAAAAACCAUUUGGUUGCUCAGUGUGUGGCAAAAGGUUCAGUCAGAGGUCAGAGCAAAUUAACCACAUGAGGAUUCACACAGGAGAGAAACCAUUUACUUGCUCUGAGUGUGGUCAGAGAUUUCGUUACAAGAAGAGCCUAACAGGCCACGUGAGAACUCAUACAGGAGAGAAACCAUUUAGUUGCUCAGUCUGCAAUAAAAGGUUCACUCAGAGGUCAAACCUAACUAAACACAUGAGAGGUCACAAGUCGGAAAACCACUGAGCAGAUUUUUGUUUUGGUACAAAACUCAGAGCUCAGAAUUAACGUGCCACGUCAGAAACUGUUGAGCUGCAUUAUGUGUGGGUUAUUGAUUUGGUGACAAGAUCACCCUCAGUCAUGAGGAAAAAGUCCAUUGGAAAAUCAGCUGAUUGUAGAAUAAGUAAUUUGCACAUGUAAAAUGCCUGAGUCGGGCAAGUUAAAUAUUCCAUUGUCAUAUACACUCAAUGGAAAAAUCAUUUUUGAUCAUGAUAAUUUUUUAGAGUCAUUGACUAAACAUCCUUUUUGUUAUUUUUUUUAUCUAGCUUUAUUUACUUACACCUCAGAUUUGCUGUGGCGAACCCAAAUGCUAACAAGGGAGCAGCCAGUGGGACUUACUAUUUAUUUACAUUCACUGUAAUUCCUUGUUUGUUUGUUUUUGUUUUUGUUUUUUUUCCAGUGUGUCUUAUUUAUGGGUUCUGAAUUGUUCUGUUCCUGAUAUAAAAUUCAAAUUCUUUGUCACUAAAAACAAACAAACUGCUUUUAAUUUCAAAGGAAAGCUAAACAGCAAAAUCAUGAGGAGAAAUCAAUCAUGACUCUCAGUGAACUGAUAAUAAACUUUGCUGCAGUAUUCAGGAUUGGAAUGAGUGGGCCAGGAGUCUGGGGCCCGCUGUAGGAGCUCCUGGAUUUUUACCAAAUUUAGACCCAUUUUAAGCCUUAUUUUGGCAGCCAAUCAGACA
This is a messenger RNA of Thalassophryne amazonica, 2286 nucleotides long. Its product is annotated as oocyte zinc finger protein XlCOF6.1-like. NCBI's taxonomy places the organism in Eukaryota, Metazoa, Chordata, Actinopteri, Batrachoidiformes, Batrachoididae. Gene Ontology annotation, molecular function: RNA polymerase II cis-regulatory region sequence-specific DNA binding; DNA-binding transcription factor activity. The record is from RefSeq and is a predicted model, not a curated record. Gene Ontology annotation, biological process: regulation of transcription by RNA polymerase II. The coding region runs from base 266 to 1573 and encodes 435 amino acids. The transcript is spliced from 2 exons.